Dimorphilus gyrociliatus is the source of this 838-nucleotide messenger RNA. NCBI's taxonomy places the organism in Eukaryota, Metazoa, Annelida, Polychaeta, Dinophilidae. The record is from the annotation of a GenBank genome assembly.
UAUGGAUAAUACUAUACAACGUAACGAUACUACUGAAUCGAAUUUUUCUAUUAACAACACAAUAUUAGCCUUUGGUAUAAUGAUGAUGCUUGAAUUAAACACUAUUACGUUAUUUUUACCGUGUUUCUGUUGGGUUUUGUGCUUGGAUAAUAAAACUUUGCACAAUCAUAGAAUUAAGGUUGGAGUAAUAUCCUAUAAUUUUUCGUUGAAGACUGAUUCUUCUAGCGAUGAGGAGCCUGACGGUGAUCGUAAUGACGAAUUUAAUAUUCAAGAGGAGGCGGAGGAGGAAGAGACGCCUGAAAUAUAUGUUAGAGAGAGAUCUCAUUCUCUUGGUCAUUAUCGUGUUUCUACUAUUCAGGAUCAAAUAGGAUUUUUGGAAGGAUGUGAUAUCGAAGUUAGAAAUCAAGCAGCAAGUCCACCUAGUUAUAGAUCAAGAGCGCCAAGUUAUUCAUCACAACCACCUUCAUAUUCGGAUACGAUUUUCAACGAUGACGACACAUCAGCUAUCACCUGCUCCCAAAAUAGUUGCCAAGCUGGUUUUCAACUUAAAGGAAAGGGUUGUUAUAAGAUCUACACAAAUUUGGCUUCUGGUGAUCAAGCUAAACAGAUAUGUGAAACUGACGGAUAUUCAUUAGCAAGUUUAUAUCUUAAAGAGAGUUACGAGGCUGUUAAUGAAUGGUUAAAUUCUGGAGUCAUAACGGACUCCUGCUUAUUAAACGGCGCCUAUGAUACAGCUAAGAAACGUUGGUACUGGAAUACAAAAUUUGGUCCUGUUGAAUUUGAUUUUAAUUGGGUCCAGUUUGCUGUAGGUGAACCGAAUAAUGUGAGUUACUUUUAA